Impatiens glandulifera is the source of this 1185-nucleotide messenger RNA. RefSeq names its product polygalacturonase-like. Bases 1 to 1185 code for a protein of 394 amino acids. Gene Ontology annotation, molecular function: polygalacturonase activity. The record is from RefSeq and is a predicted model, not a curated record. The transcript is spliced from 4 exons. Gene Ontology annotation, biological process: carbohydrate metabolic process. NCBI's taxonomy places the organism in Eukaryota, Viridiplantae, Streptophyta, Magnoliopsida, Ericales, Balsaminaceae.
AUGUUGCCUCUUUCAAUAUUUUCUAUUCUAACUUUCACUAUUCUAUUCACUUUGGCAUCUGCCUCUGCCACAUAUAAUGUUGUGAACUUUGGAGCCAGACCUGAUGGAAAGACGGACUCGACCAAGGCCUUUCUCAAUGCAUGGGCCUCGGCUUGCAGCUCCGCUGGCCAAGCCUCAAUCUAUGUGCCACUUGGGAACUACUUGCUCGCAUCCACUACCAUAUUCAAUGGCCAGACAUGCAAAUCAAAUGCCAUCACCAUUCGAAUCGAUGGCACUCUUUUAGCACCUUCUGAUUAUCGGGUGCUUGGUAAUGUAAAGAAUUGGAUCAUAUUUCAAAGAGUCAAUGGUCUUUCAAUCUACGGUGGAACUCUUAAUGCCCAAGGCUCCGCCUUGUGGGCUUGUAAGGCCACCGGCAAGAGUUGCUCUACUGGUGUGACGUCUUUGGAAUUCAGCAAUUCAAACAACAUAUUUAUCAGUGGAUUGGCCUCUUCAAACAGCCAAAAGUUUCACAUUGCUAUCAAUGGUUGCAAGAAUGUGAAACUACAAAAUUUGAAGGUCUCAGCUCCGGCAAACAGCCCAAAUACCGAUGGUGUACAUGUUUCAUCGUCAUCCGGUGUUACUAUUCUCAACUCCAGGAUUUCCACCGGCGACGAUUGCAUCUCCGUUGGACCCGGCACCACCAACAUGUGGAUUGAGGGUACAGUAUGCGGGCCGGGUCAUGGGAUCAGCAUUGGGAGCCUAGGGAAAGAUAUGCAAGAACAAGGGGUCCAGAACAUAACGGUAACAACAACACGGUUUAUAAGUACACAAAACGGGUUUAGGAUCAAAACAUGGGCUAAACCUAGUAAUGGGUUUGUUAAGAAUGUCCUUUUCAUGCAUGCCAUAAUGGACAAUGUCAAAAACCCUAUCAUUAUUGACCAACACUAUUGUGAUUAUAGAAGCAAUUGCCCUAAUCAGGCUUCGGGAAUCAAGAUCAGCGACGUGACAUACGAAGACAUCCAAGGUUCGUCGGCAACACAAGUGGCUGUGAAAUUUGAUUGUAGCAAUAAGUAUCCUUGUAGUGGAAUAAGAUUAGAAGAUGUAGCUUUGACGUAUGGGGGUCGUAAUGGUAUCACUAUAAAGUCGUCUUGUGCCAACUCCAUUGGCAGUGCUUCAGGUGUAGUCGAGCCAGAUAGCUGCUUGUAG